Messenger RNA from Schizophyllum commune H4-8, 1678 nucleotides. RefSeq lists its product as uncharacterized. Bases 66 to 1559 code for a protein of 497 amino acids. Gene Ontology annotation, molecular function: metal ion binding. Lineage: Eukaryota; Fungi; Basidiomycota; Agaricomycetes; Agaricales; Schizophyllaceae. The record is from RefSeq and is a predicted model, not a curated record. The transcript has 10 exons.
UUAAAGACAUAGCGACAGCGCCAGUACCGCCCGGAAAUCGCAACCUCGCACACAAAACACUAACAAUGGCCGAGAAUAUCGCACAAUCCUUCGAAGCGCUGGCUUCGUCCCAGAACUUUGAGAAGUUGAUAUCAGCUCUGAAAGAUGAGUUUGAUAAGUCGAACAAAGCCGUCGUCACCCGCGACGAUGAGAUUGAGAAAUUACGGGGCGAGUUCGAUCUGUACAAGAAUGCGUAUAAGGCUGUGGACGCGCAGCUAGUGAUCAUGCGACGAGAGAAGGAGGAGGCUCAACUUUUGGCUGAGCAGGCACAGCUGUCGGUUAAGCAGGCCGAACGAGAGCUUGAGGAACUCAAGGAGUCCCAGGGCAAGGGGCGUCGUGUCUUCGUCCUCCUGGAUGGAGAUGGAGCGAUCUUCGUCAAUGAGCUGAUCAGUAGAGGACAAGAGGGCGGCCAUGCGGCAGCCCAACGCCUUCUCAAGUCCAUCACCGAGCAUCUUCAAGCUACGCUGGGCUCUGGCACGUACCAAGUCUGGGUUUACAUAUUUUUCAACAAGCGCGGGCUCACUGAGACCUUCGGCCGAGCGGGCCUCAGUACCGUCAAGGCGAAGUUCGAUGAGUUCGUCCUCGGAUUUAACCAGUCCGCUGAGCGCUUCAUGAUGCUGGAUGUUGGUAAGACCAAGGAAGCCGCUGACGCUAAGAUCAGAGUCCUUCUCGAAGACGAAAUACGCAUGCCGCAUACAGUUAGGAUCUAUUUCGCAGGCUGCCACGAUAAUGGCUAUGUUAAUACCCUGCGCUCGGUCAUCACGGCUGGGUUCAAGGAAAAGCUGGUCCUCCUUCGUGGCUAUUCCGACAUGGCUGCAGGCAUUACCGAGCUUGACCUCCCCGACUACACCAUUCCCGAAUUGUUCAGGCCGUCGAAGAUCACUAUCCCUUCGCGGAAGUCGAUCUCGCAGCAGCCGACGGAGGAUCUACCAGCGGCUGCCGUCAAGGUCGCCACCCCCGAACAUGAAGCUAGCACCCCGGCCGUAGUGAACGGCGCUACGCCGGCGAGCACGCCAGCGGCGCGCGCCCCCUCCCCUGAGACUGCCACCAAUCGUCCCGUGGCUGCUGUCAAGGCGGCAGGCGCGAGCUAUUCCACCGCUCUUCUGCAGCAGCGACGAGGGUCCAUCCCCAGGACCGCGUCCCCUGAGCGUGAGGAGCACAAUUCAGACCGCAGCGCUUCUCCAACAUGGAAUCCUACUAUCCAGAAGAAGAAGCUCAAUCAUAAUGUCCCCCUCUCGAAGAACAAGCCCCCGCCGUGCACCUUGUUCUACCUGGCCGAGUGCAAGUUCGGCGAUGAGUGCAAGUACGGUCAUCACUACGAAUUGACGCCAGAUGAUCUGGAGGAGAUCAGGCGAAACGCGAAGAAGGGCCCAUGCCCCAGCGUCAACAAAGACCUGGAAUGCCCCUGGGGCGACGACUGCUGCUACGGACACGUGUGCCCUGGAGGUCCCACUUGCUAUUUCUACAAGACGAGGUCGUGCAAGUUUAUAGGAGCCAACAUGCACAAGGCCCAGAAGUAAUCACGCCUGUUACGGUAAUGUUCAAUGUACUUUAACACGUUAUGCGCUUGUUUCCAAUAAGUUGCCACCUGUACGUUGCUGUACGCGUUCGGCGGAAGACGGUCUCCAUGCAUGGCUCU